UUGUGUUGAAGGGACAUCAACCUCUACCUCAACACGACGCCUCAAGCCCCCAUUUAGCAGAGAGAGACCACAAAGGAAGAUGGCGAAACUGCAACUCUCCCUGCUCCUCUUGAUGGCAAUGGGCUGUGUUAUAAUGGCACCAAUGAAUGCGAUGAUAACCCACAAUGUAGGAGGAAGCUUUGGCUGGAGCAUCCCCAAGGAUCCCAACUUCUACCAAGAUUGGGCAAACCCAAGAACCUUCGGCGUGGGUGACAAGUUGGUGUUCACAUAUGUACCAAUGGUGCACAACGUGUUGGAGGUUAUUGAGAAGGACUUCACUACAUGCAAUCCCCAAGAAAAACCCAUUCACAUUCACACCAGUGGGGUAACCAUUGUGGAGCUAACCAAUUCAGGAAACUAUUAUUUCUUCUGUGCAUAUGGGAAACAUUGUGAGCUUGGCCAGAAACUUAACAUUACUGUGGGCUAUAAGCCAGGAUCAACAGGAGGUACAGUAGCCUCUGAUGCUGCUACUACUGCUGCUGGAUAUGCUACCAAUUUAGUUCACAACAAAUCCUCUUGCAAUUCCAUUCACUUCUUUGGCUUGGUUUCUGGUAUAGUUGUUUUCUUGGUUUUACAGUUUCACUGUUCAUCUUAUAAGAUGUACUUGAUCAACUUUAGGUCUUCCUAAGGGCUGGGCACCUAGGAGAUGAUGGAGGCAUAUUAGAAUAGUUGGA
Molecule: messenger RNA, 713 nt
Organism: Macadamia integrifolia
Lineage: Eukaryota; Viridiplantae; Streptophyta; Magnoliopsida; Proteales; Proteaceae
Product: mavicyanin-like
Exons: 2
Coding region: 80-667 (195 amino acids)
Cellular component (GO): plasma membrane
Molecular function (GO): electron transfer activity
Source: RefSeq, a predicted model, not a curated record